AUGUAUUUGAAAUAUGAUUUAACUUGUCAUGUUGCUUUCCUAUACUGUUUGUUUACCUGCAGGCUAUCCCCAAACGUCUGGAGACUAGUGUUCUUUACAAUACUGGUGAUCCUGCUUUACGCUGGAGUCGUGACAUCGUACUUAUGGAUAUGGAAAACGCCUAGUAAUGCCUCUUUCAGAGAACAGGAGAUUCGUAUCCAUUUUUAUAAUCGUCCACCAUGGACUACGAAAGACACCUUUAAAUAUUGCUCACAUAAAUGUUCGAUCUCAUUUGGACGAAAUUAUCAGAACUAUUCCACAAGUCAAUUUGUUAUAUUUGAUGGAACAACAAACCUUCCUAGACGACCUCCGAAGAAGUUAGUAGGUCAAACCUGGAUAUAUCAUUCCUUGGAACCCCCAUCUCGACAACCUGGUUAUGAUAACUGGGAUCGCAGAAUAAACUGGACAUUUUCAUACAGAAGAGAUGCCGAUUUUACUCAUACGUAUGGUACAAUAUUGUGUAAGGACGUCUACGACACAGGGAAAAAUCCAGCCAGUAAAUGGAUGCUAAAAACCCUUGGUAAUGCUUGGUUUGUAUCGCAUCAAAACGCAGCGAGCAGGCGAGACCAAUACGCCAGGAGCUUGCGUCAAACGGUCAACGUUGACAUUUACUCAAGAUACGGAUCAGGAAAGCGAUGCCCUUCAAGGACAAUCAAAGAUUGUAAUGCAUUAUUGAGUGAGAAAUAUAAUUUUUAUCUAGCGUUUGAGAAUGAUCUAUGCCGUGAUUACGUCACCGAAAAAUGUUAUAACAUUUAUUCGUCAGAAGCUGACGUCAUUCCUGUCGUCAGAGGAGCCCCGAACUAUUCUGUGUUUCUUCCUCCGCAUUCGUGCUUAGAUACCACAAAGUUCAAAAAUAUUUCAAGUUUAGCUACAUUUCAGUUACAGCUAAUGAAAAAUCAAACUGCAUUCGAAAGUUAUUUUCAUUGGAGAAGAUAUUUCCAUUUUGAACCGACAGGUGAUCGCGCCUUUUGUCAACUUUGCGCCAUGGCUCAUGCAAUUCCGCUCCGACGCAGGUUGUAUGAUAGUCUGAAGAAAUGGGUACAUGGUGGUAAGGAUGUUCGCAUAUGUCGUAAGGCUUCCGAUAUCAAAUAAGGUGUUUAAGCUGCAUGGUUUGAUUCCAUGUGUCUUGUCAUUCAUUUUGAUAAAUGAAUGAGUUUAAGAACACGUCUAAGAAGUGAAAGUUCUGAACUGGUUUCACCAUCAAGAAAAAAUGGACACAUGACAUACAGGAUGACGAAAGACUUGGAUCCCAUUAGCAGUGCUAAACUUAAGGGUGUACAAUAGUCAGAUAGCAUAUAAAAAACUAGUAUAAAAUCGUAAAAUAUAAAUUUUAUCUUUUUCAAACUAGAUAUGUUCACAGCGACACAGGAAACAAUGAAGUUUGAACUAUUACUUUCAAUGCUGUUGGGUGUAUUGAAAGGUGUACAUGUGACCCAUGUAAUUAAAAUUUAAAAAGUCCUGCCUGGAGAAUUUAUGAUAAAGAAUCGUGAAUGAAAUCAACGCCUUGCCGCAAAUAUUUUUUCCUCUUUUUUGUUAGUAAAGGCUUUCCAAUCUAGGUUACACAUUUUUGUGAAAUUUUUUAAUAAAAAUUCUUAAAAUUAA
Molecule: messenger RNA, 1641 nt
Organism: Ylistrum balloti
Lineage: Eukaryota; Metazoa; Mollusca; Bivalvia; Pectinida; Pectinidae
Product: alpha-(1,3)-fucosyltransferase C-like
Exons: 1
Coding region: 1-1131 (376 amino acids)
Cellular component (GO): membrane
Molecular function (GO): alpha-(1->3)-fucosyltransferase activity
Source: RefSeq, a predicted model, not a curated record